Molecule: messenger RNA, 3618 nt
Organism: Pteronotus mesoamericanus
Lineage: Eukaryota; Metazoa; Chordata; Mammalia; Chiroptera; Mormoopidae
Gene: VPS26B
Product: VPS26 retromer complex component B
Exons: 6
Coding region: 410-1420 (336 amino acids)
Biological process (GO): retrograde transport, endosome to Golgi; intracellular protein transport
Cellular component (GO): retromer complex; endosome
Source: RefSeq, a predicted model, not a curated record
UCUCCCGAGCGUCCAGGCUGGAGGCCGCCAGCCUCCUCCUCCCCGCCCCCAGCCGGGAGCCGCUGGAGCAGCUCCGGGUGUCGCACCGCGGAAGGCUGGCAGGUUCGCUCCGCCACUCCGCGCUGCAAGGCACCGGGUAGGCGGCAACGACCGGGAGGCUCGGCUCUGCACCGCUCCGUUAGAGUUACAUCGCAGCCACCGCCCCUCACUGUCUCCAGCUGCUCGCGCACGUUAGGGGCUGGCGGGCCGCGGUGCAUCUGUGCUCUGGGCGCCCAGCCGGCCCUGCCCAGUGUUCCCCUCGUAGCGGGCAGUCGCGCCUCGUCCCCCGCCUGGUCGCACGUCCAGCCCGCUGGCCUUGCCUUAGGGCAGCUCAGCCCCGGAGAGCCCGGCGCGCCUGGCUGCCGGCGAGAUGAGCUUCUUCGGCUUUGGGCAGAGCGUGGAGGUAGAGAUCGUGCUCAACGAUGCGGAGAGUAGGAAGCGGGCCGAGCACAAGACGGAGGACGGGAAGAAAGAGAAGUAUUUCCUCUUCUACGACGGAGAGACGGUCUCCGGGAAGGUGAGCCUCGCACUCAAGCAUCCCAAUAAACGUCUGGAACACCAGGGCAUCAAGAUCGAGUUCAUCGGGCAAAUCGAACUCUACUACGACCGCGGGAACCACCACGAAUUCGUGUCCCUGGUGAAGGACUUGGCCCGGCCUGGAGAGAUUACCCAGUCUCAGGCUUUCGACUUCGAAUUCACCCACGUGGAGAAGCCCUACGAGUCCUACACAGGGCAAAAUGUGAAGCUCCGGUAUUUCCUUCGAGCCACCAUCAGCCGCCGCCUCAACGAUGUAGUAAAAGAGAUGGACAUUGUGGUUCACACCCUCAGCACGUACCCAGAGCUGAACUCUUCCAUCAAGAUGGAGGUCGGGAUCGAGGACUGUCUGCACAUUGAGUUUGAGUACAACAAAUCCAAGUACCACUUGAAAGAUGUCAUUGUGGGGAAGAUAUACUUCCUGCUGGUGAGAAUCAAAAUCAAGCACAUGGAGAUAGACAUCAUCAAGCGGGAAACAACAGGCACAGGCCCCAACGUGUACCACGAGAAUGACACGAUAGCCAAGUACGAGAUCAUGGAUGGAGCGCCCGUGAGAGGGGAGUCCAUCCCAAUCCGGCUCUUCCUGGCGGGCUACGAGCUCACCCCCACCAUGCGGGACAUCAACAAGAAGUUCUCCGUGCGCUAUUAUCUCAACCUGGUGCUGAUAGACGAGGAGGAACGGCGCUACUUCAAACAGCAGGAAGUGGUGUUGUGGCGGAAGGGUGACAUCGUACGGAAGAGCAUGUCCCACCAGGCAGCCAUCGCCUCACAGCGCUUCGAGGGCACAGCCGCCCUGGGUGAGGUGCGGACCCCCAGCCAGCUGUCGGACAACAACUGCAGGCAGUAGGCCCCCCGGGCCCGGACGCGGCGGGGCUCCCACCCAGCACCCCCGUCUAUCGGACACACCAGCGGCUGGGGGCGGGGGACGGUGUGAUGCUCAGCUGACAUGUUACUUGUAACCUGAAAACAAAUCAUGUUUUUGACUUACAUUCUUUUUUCUGAAGAACCUUAGGGGCUCGGGCCAGGAAGCAGUCUCCCGGGGGUUCGGCAGCUGGUGUGGGAUAGUGAGAGGCAGCAUCCUGGGACGCAGUGUCUCUGGGAAGAGAGCCUCCGUCGAGGCCUUGCACGUGGGCCACCUCGCAUCGUACAGGAGAACAGAGUGCCAGGGUCUUUGGCUCCAGCCCUCUGGCUUCCUGAUACAGCAUCUGACCACGUCCCUGGGAUUCUGAGCUGCCACCGGGGCCCCGGGUAGUCACAUCUUGUCCCCACCUUUGCCCCUGAGGUAGUGGCAGGAGUUGGGCCUGCCUCAUCCUGUGUGUCCAAGGGGAGACUCAAGAUUAGGAAGCUACCUCUCUGGGAGUCUUGGAUGUGGUGCUUUCCACAAGCCACCUCAUCGCCGGCCUUUUCUCCCCGCUGGGAGCCAGGUACCCCUUUUCCAUCUUCUAUGGAUUCUUGUCUGACAUCCUGGGACAGAAGCCUGCGGAAGGGCCUUUGCCUGGUGUCCCCUCAUCUGUGAGGAAUCCUGGCACAGAGAUCCCCCCAAGGUCAGUGUCAUGUGUGGAGAGCAGCAGUGGCGAACGCAGGAGGCGUUGCCGGCGCACGAGGCAGAAGGGUGCUCAGCGCGUGGCAGCUGCCUGCCUCCACCUUGGACCUCCCCAGCGUCAGCCCCGGGCGCCGUGCGGGCUGGGGUGCCCGGGUACCCAGCGAGCAUAAACAAGAGCGUCUGUUUCCUUUAAAGUCAGAUCCCAGGAAAGGGACUUGAUGUCUUGGCUGCCCUAAGAGUGGAUCCUUAUCACUCCUUGCUCUCCAUUUGAUUUCUGAGAACGGGGGCUGGGUUUCACAGUUGGAAAGUCUUGUUCUGACCACUGCCCAAGCUCUGUCACUCCUUCCUAAACCUGAGAGUAAAGGUGGGCAGUGAGGAUCUCAGCAGGAGGCUCUGCCCCGCAACUUCCGAGUGAUCCUGCCUGCCCAGUCAGGUCCUCGCCUUCACCAGCCGACUGACCCCCGCGUAGGACCACCGCUGUUUCUCUUUGGAAACACGUUACAGGAACGCACGUGGACAUUCCUUUACACAAGAGAAGGGGAUCCCCCGGCCACGCUGCCCUGGGCCGUUGCAGUCGCAGUGUUGACAUCCUGUCUCACCGCCUCUGGAGAUGACCAGGAAUGACUCUCCUGCUGGCCUGCCGUCCGUGCUGGGAAGACAAGCAGGCCCUGCUGGCCACAAAGGGCUCAUCUGAAUGUCUGAGUUCUCUGAACCUUGGGCAGCAGAGAGGCUGGUUUCCGUGUCAUCUUUCCGUUAGUGCGGAAAACCAGGAUGGCUCUUCCUGCAAAUUAAGUGCAGUCGUGGGCCUCUGCUGGGCAGGGCGUGCACGUUAGAUCCAAGACUGGAGGGAAGGGCAUCUGGGGUGACACCUGAGUCUGACCGGGGGACAGCAGCACCAAGGAGGGCGCAGUGGUUUCCCCAGGGCUUGGCCCCAAGUUCAGGUACAACGGACAGUCCCCUGGGAACAGGAUCACCAUCCAGCUGUCCCUGGAUCUUCAAGGGUGCAGCUUGAGUGUUAUGGGGAGGCAGGUUCUGUGCUCCUGCCUUUUUCAGAGCGUGAGUAAGCUCCGGUGUGCCUCCCGUAACCGAUGAUCUAACUGGAAAGCAUCUGUCCAUUCCUCUGCCCCCCCCACCUGACCACACAAAUUAAUUUUCCAACUUUCUUAACAUCGUAAACCUUUCUACUGGGAGAACUAGAAGAUAGAAUUUGCUUUUAUUCUCUCAGGAGCUGUGCACAAGCCAGAUCUGAUUUCUUACUGUGCCCCAUUCUCCACUUGCCCAACUGUGGAAGUGAGGGGAGGCUCCCGGCCCCCUCUGUUAAAGGUCCCCACACCUGGGAGUGCAUAGGUACUAAACCAAGCAGUGCAACUUGUAAUUAAGCAGCUGCGGUGUUUACAUGUUUCUUAAUGUAUCGUCUUUUCAAUGGCUGUAUUUUAAAAAAAAAACACUUGUUUCAGCUGUCUCUCUGAUUAAAGGAAGCCCCUGUGGCUUGCUGGCAUCUU